AUGCAAACAGCUUUUGGUUCUAGUUCACGGAAAUGUUCAGGAGAUGAAAGAGAAAGAGUUGCAGCUAAUAUUCCUGAAGGUGAAGCAAGUAGUAGCAAAUGGGAAAAAGCAAGUAGUAGCAAAUGGGAAAAUGUAAAAGAUGAGAAGAAAGAUCAUGAGAUAGUUUGGCCUCCUAUGGUUGUAAUUGCAAAUACAAGCCUUAAGAAAGAUGAGAAUAACAAGUGGAUUGGCAUGACAAGUCAAGAGCUAUUAGACUUGUUCAGCUCAUAUGAUGCCAUUGUUAAGGCUCAAAACUCUUACAAUUGGCAAGGACAUUGCGGUUUAAGUAUCUUGAUUUUUGAGAGCUCAGCAAAGGGGUAUUUAGAGGCAGAGCGCCUGCAUAAGCAUUUUGCAGAGGAACGGAAAGAUAGAUAUGCUUGGACUCAUCGGCCGGUCUAUUUCCUACCCAGUGGAAAGCGCCAACUUUAUGGUUUCAUGGCAUUGAAAGAAGACGUGGAUAGCUUUAAAGGUAAGCGUAAGCUGAAAUAUGAAAUGAGAUCAUACCAAGAAAUGGUGGUAAACCAAAUUAGGCAAAUGAGUAAAGACAACUAUCAGCUUCUCUGGUUGAAGAACAGAGUUGCUGAGCAGCAAAGGCAUGUGGAAGUUCUUGAAGAAUCUAAUACUAUGUAUAAGGAGAAGCUGCAAAUGGUAACCAGGGAUAUGGAUAUUUUGAGAAGUAAGGCCAAUGUGCAUCAUGGGCAGACAAUGGAAGAGAUGCAAUUUCAAGAGCAAUUUUACAAGGACAAAAUCAGAAAUCUUGAAUCAGGAAAUGACAAAGAUGGAGAUUUUGACAAGAUAAAGAGUGGGCAAGAGCAAGAGUUAGUAAACAUUCAAGACAUUGAAAAUGAAACACAAGAAGUAGCAGAGAUUCCUAGGUUGCGAGAACGAGAAGAGAUUAAGAAACCUGAAAUUGCAAGGGAAAGAGCAAGUGCAAGUUCAGAAUUUGCUGGGAGACCCCGGGAAAAGCCGGGAGUCAGCGAUCAUCGGUCCAUGUAUUUUGAGAUGUCAUGGAAAGAUCUUGCCAUCCCAGUUCUUGGUGCUUCAAUCCCCAUACUAAUGAGAAUUAUUAGGUAGCCCCAGAGCAUAAUUCUCUCCUCCCCCUUUCACAUUCUGCAAGUGAGUCUACAUUUUUGUGAAAGGAAUGGAGCAACUAUUGAUCACUGAUCCUAAUAUGUAUUGAAAACAAAAAUUUAUCCC
This is a messenger RNA of Jatropha curcas, 1236 nucleotides long. NCBI's taxonomy places the organism in Eukaryota, Viridiplantae, Streptophyta, Magnoliopsida, Malpighiales, Euphorbiaceae. The record is from RefSeq and is a predicted model, not a curated record.